AAAAAAGAUACAGCCACAGAUGUUGUUACAACAAAGUGUAAAAUCAAAAAAUUAGUAAUUCUAGCAGCCACGAUUGAUCCUGGUGCAAAUUUUCCAAUUAUAACUGAAGACAUUGUUAAACAUUUAAAAUUUGUAAUUAAUACAAAAGAAAAACAUAAUCUCAGUGGAAUUGUUACAUCACCUACUGAAUUAAUUGGAAUCAUCCAUAAUGUGCUGGUAACUUUCACCUUAGGUGAAUUGGCAACUACAUCUCAAGAUACUAAUACUUCAAUACCUGAUCAAAUCUCGCAGAAUGUAGAUAGUGAUGAUAACAAUACAGCAUUAAAAAAAAAUACAUAA
Molecule: messenger RNA, 339 nt
Organism: Cetraspora pellucida
Lineage: Eukaryota; Fungi; Glomeromycota; Glomeromycetes; Diversisporales; Gigasporaceae
Source: the annotation of a GenBank genome assembly